Messenger RNA from Setaria italica (foxtail millet), 3579 nucleotides. RefSeq names its product probable fucosyltransferase 8. NCBI's taxonomy places the organism in Eukaryota, Viridiplantae, Streptophyta, Magnoliopsida, Poales, Poaceae. Gene Ontology annotation, biological process: xyloglucan biosynthetic process; cell wall biogenesis. Bases 1590 to 3347 code for a protein of 585 amino acids. The record is from RefSeq and is a predicted model, not a curated record. The transcript has 2 exons. Gene Ontology annotation, molecular function: galactoside 2-alpha-L-fucosyltransferase activity. Gene Ontology annotation, cellular component: Golgi apparatus; membrane.
CCCGAUGCCUCUACAUACUGCCCCCUUGUAUAUGUCUUCUUGCUUGUUGCUUCUACGCAUGAACUGUGGCCGAAUCCUAAUGACCAGUACAAAUUAGCUCGUACGAGUCUUCGCGGUCACCGGUUAAUGACGAUUAAUCCUUUGCCGAGCUGAUUUUCUACGCCCAUGGAUGUGGCACGGCCACGCAGAAUUCGCCCGGCGCGUGCGACAGCGUUGGCUUUUGCGAUUUCAAAGGGACGGCACGGCAGUAGUAGGCACGAUGCUACAUCGUCUUUCACCUGCCACCGAUGGGCGAUAGGCAGGAAAUCAAAGCUGGAAUGGAUCGAAGCUUUGAGAGGCUUUCUUGGGGGAAUCGUUGGAGUUGGAGUUGGAGUUGGAGUUGGAGUUGGAGGGGUGUGCAGGGAGAUUUGGAUCGGACCAGCAAAGCAGAUUCCUUUGCCUCCUCCAGCUUAUUUUAUUCGGAGUAGUUUUUGUCCACCGGAGAGCUUGGUCGCAUCAAUCAUAGUCAUAGCAGUACUUCUUUAUCAUAUACUCCUACUUUCAUAUGCAAUUUCGUCAUCAGAGAUUUCAGCUUCGUAGUCAUAUGCAAUUUGCAAACGCAGAGACGAUAUGAUUAGCCAUUGGCCAGCUAAACCUAAUGUCCCAGUGCCCACAGAAAAUCCGGACAGGGCCGGCCGCUCCGGCCAUGCGGCAACUUCCAUGUACUUGGCAGCGAGACGGUGAAUCGUAGUGGGGUGGCGCCCACAGGCAUGGAAUGGAAUGACGCUCGUGGUGGAUGCCAGAUCAAACAAAAUUGACGCCUUCUUUCUUUUCCUACCCUGGACUGGGCAAAAAGACGACAGAGCGGCAACCUCAGUGAGAAACCCGGCCGUUUGGAACCGUAAAAAAAAAUUCAAAAAAACGUGUAGUAGUAGUAGUAAUAUUUGCCAUUCCCUUUUAUUUAAACCGUUUAGCCUGGUUUGGUUCGGCUUCAACCGUACAAGAUUUUGGUAUUUAGCUGAAGUCACCCGAGAAGUGUCGUUCAUGGGCGUCCAGUCAAAUCUUGGGCAGUGAGUUUGUGCAAAAUUCACAUGUUUUGGGUCCAGGGUUUUGGCAAACUUUGGGCACCUCGGUUCAUGUGGUAGGUAAUUACUUAAUUUUUUUUUUUUAAAAAAGUACAGAGGUAACAGAGGCGCGCUGUCCCUGUUCCUCCUCUGUCCUCUCGUCUUCCCUGGUCCAAUGGCUUUGGCAGAGGGCCCGGCACGAUAUCCCUGCUCCCCUGUCGCAUGGCUAGGGCUGCCCGAUUUGUGCAACUGGGCCACUGGGGCGGCUAGCGGAGAAGAAGAGGAAAAAUCCACUACCACUCUAGCAGGCGCUUGCUGUUCAAUGCCCCUACCGGCCGCCGCUGCAGUGCUCCGUCCACUAGCCGACUAGCGGGUAGGCGGUAGCCACCCUCCCACGCGGAAGAUGGCCGGACUCGUUUGACCUUCCCCUGCCUCGCUUGUCCCAAAAAAGGCCAAAGCCAGACAGCGAUGCUCGCUUGCCGGCACGCGGGCGUGCCUAGGAAAAGAAGAGCCGCCGGCGAGCUCAUGUGACCGAGGCAGAGGGUCAUGGCGAUGGGGACUGGCCACGGGGGGCGGCAGCCACUGGAGAAGCAGCGGGGGCUGGAGACGAAGACGGCGGCGGCCGGGUCGUCUGCAGCGGAGGCGAAAAAACCGCGCCGGGUCUGGCCCGCCGCGCUGAUGGCGUGCUUCCUCGCUGUCACGGCCGUCCUGCUCCUGCAGCGGUGGCGGACCGACGCCUCGCCGGAGUGGCUCUACCAAGUCGAGCGCCCCGCGGAAGACGACCGAGAUAUACAAGAUGAUAUGAUGGAUGAUAUGUCUCCAUCCCCACAUAUUAUGUAUGAUAGACUUCUGGGUGGCCUUCUGAUUGAGGGAUUUGAUGAAAAAUCAUGUAGAAGCAGGUAUCAGUUUGCACGCUAUCACAAGUCACCAAACAUACCUUCACCAUACCUCAUUGAGAAGUUAAGGAAACAAGAAGCGUUGCAGAAAAAGUGUGGUCCAGGCACCAAAGCAUACAGGGAAGCCUCCAAGCAGCUGAGGUCCGGUCAGAGCAUCAAUAUGACAGAUUGCAAUUAUCUGUUACUGACCAUCCAUGCUGGCAUGGGGAAUCGGAUGCUUGAGAUCACUUCAGUGUUCCUAUAUGCGCUACUUACAAACAGGAUUUUGCUUGUGGACCGGUAUAAGGAGAUUGGUGACCUUUUCUGCGAACCCUUCCCUGGAACCUCAUGGUUAGUCCCUUCAGAUUUCCCUCUGAACUAUGGUGAGUUUACUCAGAGUAGUCCAGAAAGCUAUGGCAACAUGCUGCAGAAUAAAGUUUUCGGUGACAAUACAGAGAGAUCUUUGGCUGGUACUAGACCUCGCUAUGUGUUUCUCUACCUUGAUGGUAACUGUGGUUUCCAUGACAAACUUUUCUACUGCGAAGACGACCAACAGUUCCUGCAAGGUGUUCCAUGGCUGAUUAUAAGAACAGACAUGUACUUUGUGCCGUCCCUGUUUCUAAUUCCAGCUUUCCAAGAUGAACUCAGCAGGCUAUUUCCAGAGAAAGAUACUGUUUUCCAUCACUUGGCGCGCUAUCUUUUUCAUCCAACAAACAAUGUUUGGUAUUCGGUUACAAAAUACUACCGGUCCUACCUUGCCAAAGCCGAAAAAAGAGUGGGAAUUCAGAUCAGAAUAUAUGAAACCAAGGGCAUCUUGCAAAGAAAUGGCCCGUUCCCACACAUUUUGAAUCAGAUCCUUUCAUGUGCACAGAAUCAGAAGCUCCUGCCAGAAAUCGCCAUGACAGAGGGAGCAGCAGCUGAAACUCAGAAUAAGGGAGCAGCAGCUGAGACUCAGAAUAACCGAACGAUUGCCGUUCUAACUACUUCUUUGAGCUCUUGGUACAGUGAUCAGAUCCAGAAGAAGUACGAUGAACACCCAGCAGUUGAUGGCACUACUGUCGAAGUGCACCAGCCGAGUCACGAGGAGUACCAGAGGUCAAGGAAUAAGAAGCACAACAUGAAGGCACUUGCCGAGAUCUAUCUACUGAGCAUGACCGAUGAACUAAUCACCAGUGGGUUUUCCACGUUUGGGUACGCAGCUCAGGGGCUUGCUGGCCUGAAGCCAUGGAUCAUGUUCAGGUCGGAGAACCACAUGGUGCCAGACCCACCGUGCGGCCGUGCCAUGUCCAUUGAACCGUGCUUCCACCAGGCUCCCUUCUAUGACUGCAAGGCGAAGAGGGACACUGACUUGGGCAAGGUGUUGCCUUACGUGAGGCACUGCGAGGACGUGAGCUGGGGGCUGAAGAUUGUAAAUCAAACUCAGUUGUAGCUGUAACUUUUGUCAGGACUCAGGACACAUCACACAUUUGCUCGCUAACUAGGACAGAAUUCUUUUUUUUUUUGUUGUUUCAAAAGAAACUAUACGGAUGUAUUCUUUAUUUCUCUCUCUCCUGUAUUUGAUCCAAGUGUAGAUAGUUGAUAAACAUGCCCAUUGAUCUGUUCACUCUCUGAUUUCAAAAAGAAAAGGAAAGGAAAAAAUAUGUUUACUGUCUGAUCAUUGA